ACUCUCUAAGCCACCGUGUGUAUAUAUAUAUAUAUAUAUACACACGAGAGAGAGAGAGAGAGAGAAUAGAAUAGAAGAAGCAGAAGACAUAACCAUAAUAUAUAACAGACCAUCAGCAGACCAUCCGUACGGGUAUUAUCAAAAUGGCUUUUCAUUUAUUAAGAAUUUAUAGUUCAUGCAUCAAACCUUUACAACAAACAUUGCUGUCUAACACGGAAAUUUUAAAUAAAAUCAACAAUCAAACUGUAAAUAUUUUGAAGUCACAAAUUCCUCUAACAUAUUUAAUUAGGCCUACUUCAAUUUUCACAAAAUACUCUGCUGAAAGCUUGUGGAAGUCUGUAGUAAGUGUUAGUAAUGCAGGUAGACAGAGAGGUAGAGGAAGGGGAACAAAGGGGCUUCAGAAGAAUUUAAACAGAGGCCAAAUAAUUGGUGUUGGCAAGAUAAAUAUGCUGUGGCCAGGUUUGACUGGUCCAAUUAUGCGAGGAUCUACUGUUGUCAAACAGCAAAGAUUACCUGAUGAUAAGGAAAGAGAAGCUAAACUUAUUAAAAUGAGAGAAGAAUGGGGUGUUAAAAAAUCAAGAAAAGUGCACCCACUGGAGAGGGGUUGGACAAGUGCUAGAGUAGCUGGAAGAAACAUUGGACCACCAGAUCCUGUUAAUGAUGAAACUUUUGAAGGUUUUGAAACCAAAGUUCUUGAACACAAAAUUGUUAACCACAUGACAGGAAAUUUGGGGAGAAAAAAAAGUUAUAGUACAUUUGUAAUCACAGGUAAUAAAAAUGGGUUAUGUGGAAUUUCUAUAGGCAGAGCACCAGAUGGUAGAGGAGCUUUGAGAUUGGCAAAAAAUAGAGCAGGGUUUAAGUUAAUGUACAUUAAAAGAUUCAAAGAACAUACAGUAUAUCAUGAUUUCUUCUCUCAAUUUGGAUCUACAAAAGUGUAUGUCACAAAAAAAAAUGAGGGAUUUGGUUUAAGGUGUCAUAGAGCAAUUAAAUGUGCUUGCGAAGUAAUUGGAAUAAAAGAUCUUCAUGUUAAAGUUGAGGGAGCUAUGAAUUAUCAGCACAUUAUUAAAGCCUUUUUGAUUGGAUUAUUGAAACAAAAAACACACAAGGAGUUAGCAGAAGAUAAGCAAUUAUACUUAGUAGAAUUCAGAAAAGAAAAUCUAAAUUAUCCUAAUGUAGUGGCUACUCCAUCAGUUGUAAGAAAACCUGAAGAAGUUAAAUCAACUGAAAUUUUGGAUUUCAAACAAUACGUUCUGGGAGGUAAAGUUAUUCUGCAAAAGAAGAAGUUUCCUCCAUUUUAUGUCAACAGUAUUGGAUAUAAAAUCAGACAAACUAAGAUGGAGUAUUUAAGAAAUAAAGAUAAUGUUAGAAUAAGAAUGUUAGCUGAGCAUGGAGAGUAUCGAAGUUUUUUAACAGAUAAAUAUCCUGAAGCAAAGCCUAAAUUUUGGAGCAAGAAGAGACGAGAACAAGAAAAAAGCGAAAACAAUUAAUGUUAUAUUCUGUAAAUAUAAAAUAAAAAAUAAAUGUUUUCAUUACUUUCAAAUAAGUGUUAACAUUACAAUCUCUUUUGUUUAUAAAUAUUGUUCUACACAAUUUCAAAAGGAAUUAUAAAAUUAUA
Phymastichus coffea is the source of this 1615-nucleotide messenger RNA. It is a transcript of the gene mRpS5, whose product is annotated as small ribosomal subunit protein uS5m. Lineage: Eukaryota; Metazoa; Arthropoda; Insecta; Hymenoptera; Eulophidae. Gene Ontology annotation, biological process: translation. The coding region runs from base 144 to 1487 and encodes 447 amino acids. The record is from RefSeq and is a predicted model, not a curated record. Gene Ontology annotation, molecular function: structural constituent of ribosome; RNA binding. The transcript has 6 exons. Gene Ontology annotation, cellular component: ribosome.